This is a messenger RNA of Cuscuta epithymum, 1765 nucleotides long. Lineage: Eukaryota; Viridiplantae; Streptophyta; Magnoliopsida; Solanales; Convolvulaceae. The record is from the annotation of a GenBank genome assembly.
CUGCCCACAGAAUCCUAAAAUCCGAAAUGGGGUCCCUGCCUCCAUCGUCUUCCCUACUUCCCUAGUAAGACCCAAGAGCAAAGAAGUUAGGAAAAUUCAUGGCAGGCCUUCAAACAAGUAUACUGAUCAGAUACUAUUCGAUUUUUGUGAAGGCCCAAGCUUAAACCGUUUUGGUCCACAUCUGCUCGGUUACGUUUCACAAAAUCAACGCCAUUUCAAACCAAACCUUUUUCCCGGUGGCCCCCCUCUCGAUCUCGCAAUUUCGCCGACGGUGGCAGCUCAUUCACAGUUUUUCAAUUAAUGGAAAAUUCACGUUCAAACGAGAAAGAUGCUCUGGAUGAUGAGCAGCUAGCUGAAGAUGGUUGGGUGAUGGUCAAGAAACAGAUAGUCACUAUUCUGGUUCCUGCCUCUGAGCAGUCUAUAUCGGCUAAUAGUCAAGAAAGCCCUCUGCAGGAACCACCAAGAAAAUCUAACAAUUCCCGAAAUACUACUCCAGUGGGAAUCCACACAGAGAAUCGAACGGUUGUUGAAUGUGAGAAGUCCAUACUAGUGGCAAGUAAACACAUGUGUGUACAGCCUCAACCCACCUUGCAAUUCCAGAAACCAUCAAAAUUAAGGAUGAGAUCGAAAUAUCCACAGGUUUCUAGUUUUAGAACAAGCUUCGUGAGAAAAGUAACUCAGCAACAUUUAAUCAAUGCCAAUGGGGGUUCAAUGAUGAACAAAAGAAUGAAGGCUCUUAAUAUCGAAAGAAGGCUCCGCAGUGCUGGUGGACUGACCAAUUGGUUGGUUUCAUUAGGACUUGGUGGUCAUUUUAUAAAGAUUUUUCGGGGUAAUAACGUCAGUAAAUUUCAGCUGGCGAGUUUGACAAUGGAAAAGCUGAAAGACAUGGGCUCGUUUGCUGUUGGUCCUAGGAGAAAGCUAUUACAUGCCAUUGAUUGCUUUUCCCAUCCAUAUUGUUGUAAGCAUAAAUGACCUUAUGGGACAGUAAUGACUAACAAGAUCAGUGUAGCAUUUUCCGGGGAAGGUAUACUACUCUAUAUCUCUUGGACCUUUCUCUGAAUCAUGUAACUAUUGUAUGUGAAAGAUCCUAUUAUCUGUGAUGUUGGGGCAGUUGGGCUAUGGUCUCUGUGGGGUCUGUGAUUAUUAGAACAGUGGAACCAGUUUGAUCUAGCCUAGAGUCUGACUGUGUCUGUGGAUAAAGUUAAUCCACAAAGGGCUAUGAAAAGUUGAAUACCAAAAUGCUCAUCCAGUCGUCCUAAAAUCCUGAUCGAAGGCCCAAUGCCCAUAGCUCUUUCUUUAUUCUUCCAUUUGAUUUUUAUUUGGAAAAAUUGAUAGUAAUAAUCCCAACUAUUGGCGGUUCGCUCAUAAUAAUCCCAACUAUUGAUUAUUACAGAAUAAUCCCAACUUUAGGGACCUUCCACCAAUAAUGGUCCCUAUGAAUAAAUUCUUGUAGUUUCUAAAGUGGAUGGGGUGAGAUAUAACAAGUAAUCCCUCUAAAUAAUCUCAACUUUUAAUUUUUACGCUUAAUUUCUAUUUAGAAUUCACUUUUAUAGAGGUAAUAUAUGGUCAUGGACCAUUAUUGGCGGAUAGUCUAUAUAGUUGGGAUUAUACAAAAAUAAUCAAUAGUUGGGAUUAUUUUCAGCGGACCGGCAAUAGUUGAGAUUAUUAUUUUCAAUUUUUCCUUUUUAUUUUCUAACAAGGUACUAUGUAUAUAAGAAGAUGAAAUGAAAAUGUUGACGAGCACUUUGUCGUAGUGUGCCUCAAA